Nanorana parkeri is the source of this 2793-nucleotide messenger RNA. RefSeq names its product delta/notch like EGF repeat containing (gene DNER). Gene Ontology annotation, biological process: heterophilic cell-cell adhesion; establishment or maintenance of epithelial cell apical/basal polarity. Gene Ontology annotation, cellular component: plasma membrane; protein-containing complex. NCBI's taxonomy places the organism in Eukaryota, Metazoa, Chordata, Amphibia, Anura, Dicroglossidae. Gene Ontology annotation, molecular function: calcium ion binding. Bases 156 to 2204 code for a protein of 682 amino acids. The transcript is spliced from 13 exons. The record is from RefSeq and is a predicted model, not a curated record.
CUCCCCUCUCCUGUCAAUCAGCCGGUUGUUAUGGUAACAGAUUCCGGGCUGGUUGCAGCUCAGUGAUCGCAGCAUCCAGAGCAAGGAGCGGUACCUACUACCGGGAGCACAGCGAGCGGCGCCGGACACACACACACCGACACCGGGCCUUCCUCAUGCAUCCUCCGUGGACUCUCGGAGCUCUUCUCGGGCUGCCCGUCCUCCUCUGUCUCCUCCCCGGGCUACUGCUGGUCUCCGCCGAGCUCCCCGGGGGACCAUGCGGAGGCGAACCGUGCGACAUCGGCGACACUCAGUUUGUCACAGACCCAUGUGAAGAGAAUCCUUGUAUCCAUGGAAACUGCAGUGUCCACGGGGAUGGUUACUUGUGUAUCUGCAAAGAUGGGUUUACAGGGGUGAACUGUGACGCUCUACUUCUGGACACCGCAGAGACCACUAUCACCGAAAUGCCAGAAUUUCAGCAGACCACCUUAGACCCCACAAUAGAAGUUCCUCAAUCUCCAGCUGUAAUGGCACUUCCAACAUGGAGACCACGUAUGGGACAGAAGCUGACAACUCUUCAGUGGGAUGAAGUACAGGUGAUUCCAGACAUUGCGUGUGGAAAUGCCAGUUCUAACACCUCCUCAGGUGGGCGGCUGGUGACAUUUGAAGUUCCAGAGAACACGUCAGUAAAAAUCUCCCAGGAUGCCACUGCUUUGCUUAUUCUGCUAUGGAAAGUGACAGCUGUAGGCUUCAACCAGUGUUCGCUUAUAGACGGUCGGAGUGUCACUCUAAUGCAGGCUCCAGGAGGUCUUGUCUUUCCAGAAGAAAUGUUAAAUCUUGGAAGCAAUCAUUUCAUUGGUUUUGUGAAUGAUUCUGUGAGCAAAUGCAUUGUGGCCUUACGUCUCGUUGUGCUGGUUAAAGCCACGGAUUGUGCACCAGAAGGCAGUAGCCCAGAAACUCCACAUUGCUAUGGCAAGGGGGAAUGUGUCACCAAGAAGACUGAGGAGACAUAUUCCUGCCAUUGUGAAGAAGGUUACAUUGGCACCUACUGUGAGGAGUUUGAUGCCUGCCACAGUCACCCCUGUAUGAAUAAUGCCACAUGCAGUGACCUCCUGCAGAGGCAUGAUGCGAAAAAUGCUACCUGUUCUUGCUUGCCUGGCUACACUGGUGAAUUCUGCGAGUCCAUGGUGGAUCACUGCUCUCCUCAGCCAUGCAGGAAUGGAGCUACAUGUAUCACCAGCCCCAGCGGCUUCAGCUGCCAGUGUCCUGAAGGCUUUAUGGGUUCCUUCUGUGAGGAUAAAGUAGAUCCAUGUUCUACAUCCCCCUGCCUCAAUAACGGGAGCUGUUUUUCCACCGGCUUGUCAUUCUCCUGUCGCUGUAGCCCAGGAUUCACAGGUGCUACCUGCGCUCAACUAGUGGACUUUUGUGCCCUGAGCCCCUGUGCUCAUGGGAUCUGCCGCAGCAUUGGGACAAGUUACAAAUGUCUUUGCAUACCAGGAUACCAUGGACCAUACUGUGAGGAGGAAUACAAUGAGUGUUUGUCAGCCCCAUGUCAGAAUGGAGCAACUUGUAAAGAUCUGGUUAACGAAUACCAGUGUUUAUGUCCACCUGAAUAUGAAGGGCGUCACUGUGAGCUAUACAAGGACCCCUGUUUGAAUGUGACCUGUCAAAAUGGAGGAACCUGUGACAGUGAAGGACUGAAUGCCACCUGUGUCUGUGCUUCUGGAUUUAUGGGGGAGGAGUGUGAGGUCGAUAUAAACGAGUGUAACAGUAAUCCAUGUCAUCAUAGUGGUACUUGUGUAGACCAACCCAAUGGAUACAUUUGUCACUGUCCACAUGGCUGGGUUGGAGCCACCUGUGAGAUCCAUCUGCAAUGGAAAGCUGGACACAUGGCAGAAAGCUUGACAAACAUGCCCCGCCACUCCCUCUACAUAAUCAUAGGAGCUCUAUGUGUGGCCUUCGUACUCAUGCUCAUCAUCCUAAUUGUGGGCAUCUGCAGAAUUAGUCGAAUUGAGUACCAGGGAUCCUCCCGACCUGCCUAUGAAGAAUUCUACAACUGUAGGAGCAUCGAUAGUGAGUUUAGCAGUGCCAUUGCAUCAAUUCGACAUGCACGGUUCGGCAAAAAGUCUCGACCGGCGAUGUAUGAGGCCACUCCAGUAGCAUAUGAAGAUUUCAGCCCCGAUGACAAACCUCUUGUGACGCUGAUUAAGACCAAGGAUUUGUAGUCCGCUUAGUGCCCUUAUUACGUAGAAGCGGAAAGAGGAAUGCAACCAGCUUUUAAAAGGAUGAAUUACUUUAACUGACUAAUACUUUUUAAGAUACAGAAAAAUGAAUCUGAAACACGCUUCUCCUUUACAGGAUUCAUUCAUUCCAUGCAGUCUUCAGGUCACAGUCCUACGCAGCUGUGAAUUAACCCCUUUCCUGCAAGAGGGGCUUGUGUGCCUCACUAGCAAUAAAUGGGUUAAAUCUGUUGGAAUUCGAUCCUUGAAUUAUUGGCAGAAUUUCCCCCUUUGUGUUAGCAAUGUUACAGUCCAAACAGUAUGCUGGCAUUAUCUGUAGAGUUAGGAAACGUAUAUAAUACAUAAUUUAUCCGUUGAUAGGCAUAUUGAGAGUCUAUGAUGUUUGUGUUGUGAAACAAAGUAAUCAAAGCCAGUGGUUCAAUCUCUCUAACCAGAAUUGACUAGACUUGUUAUUUGUUCUUUUUUUUUUUUUUUGGCUUUCCUUCUCUGCAUGGUACGUUAGCAAUAAUCCUGCCUUGUUUUCUAGAAAGUUGCUCUCAAGUCGAUGUCCUGGUCCAUAAUUUUGUUGUGUUGG